This is a messenger RNA of Triticum turgidum subsp. durum (durum wheat), 2349 nucleotides long. Lineage: Eukaryota; Viridiplantae; Streptophyta; Magnoliopsida; Poales; Poaceae. The record is from the annotation of a GenBank genome assembly.
AUGGGGGACGCCGCGGCGGCGUCGCCCCGCGCGGCGCCGGCGAAGCGGCGGCGCGCGGACGACGGCGCGGGGAUGCGGCGGGUGGCGGAGAUCGUCAUGGUGCUGGCCGCCGCCGGGGAGAUGCGGGGCGGGAGGGACCCCACGGCGGCGGAGCGGGCGCUCGCGGCCGAGGCGCGCGAGAGGCUGGCCGCCGCAGUCGCCGGGGGCGCGACCCGGCCCAAGGAUCUGUUCCCGGGGGAGGCGGUGCGCGCCGUCGUCGAGGAUCUCGGCCUCAACAGGGCCAAGGACCCCGCCGCCAUGGGGUUCCGCCCGCCCAAGGCCUCCAUCGCCGACAGGCUCUCGCUUACUAAGCGCAAGAUGGAAGAAGUCAAGGAAUCUCCAGUUCAACCAACAGCAAUCACACCUCAAACGACUGUCUCGAGUGGAACAGCUGAAUUCCAGCCGCAUGGGACUCCCAUGUUUGCUGUUGGAUCUCAUAGGACCCCACCAGGUGCUGCAGCCUUGCCUACUACUGCCCCAGUAACUUCUACCUCUGUAAUGGCCUUGAAACAGCAUGGAUCAUCUCCUGUAAAGCCAGUUACCAACCAUUCAGUUGUUGCACUAUCCCAAACUGGUCAACCACAUGUUAAGUCGGAAAGAGGUGUUAAUGGUCCUUUGAAUCUAACACGAGCGUCUGUUGGCCACUUGAACAAACCGUUUCACGAUACAUCUGCUAGGUCCAAUUCAAAUGCUGCUGCAAGUAACAAUCAGGUCGUGAAAAAUCAGGACACAAAGGUAGCGGCAAUUCAAGCUGUGACCGUAAACCCUGUUAUGGGGCAUCAGGCUACACCAGGGACAGCGUCUUCUGUUACUCCAAAACCUAUUUUUGCCAACCACAAUGCAAUAGCGAAAAGUGUUCAAAAUGUUCUGCAACAACCUGCUAAUCAUCCUAGCUGGACUCCACCAUCAACUGAGUAUAUGCAAGCUCGUUUGGACUGCCAAAUAUGCAAAGUUGCUAUCAUGGAUGCAAACAGUUUGCUUGUUUGUGAUGCUUGUGAGAGGGGAGCACACUUGAAGUGCCUUCAGCAUUAUGGUAACAAAGGUGUUCCUAUAGCUGACUGGCAUUGUCCAACAUGUGCAGCACAGAGCAAGGGUAAACCCCUUCCACCAAAAUAUGGCAAGGUUACAAGAACUGUUGUAACAUCACAGUCUGGUCCACCUGUUGGUGGAACACAGUUUUCUGUUCAGCGAGUGGGGGGAAAUACGGUUGCAAAGGGAAAUCACCAAGCGCUUGCUACAAAUGGAAACAUUAUCAAGCCAAACUCCAUGAAAACUGGUAACACUGUAAAAAACAGUCCUGUAUUGGCUCUGAAUGCUGCUACUGAUCUCUCGCAAUCACAAACAGUUUCCAUCUCCGGGCCUGCAAAAGGAAAUGCUAAUAAUGCUGAAACCUCCUCUAAUGAUAUGGAAUGGAAUGAGCAAUCAUGCAGCAGUACAGGAUGCGAAUUCACUGCUGGUAGUGAAUUAUCUUUGCACUCUGUGGAUUCACCCAAUGAUACCGUUCACGGGCAGCAAUCUACAGUCACUUCUAGGGCAAAUUGUCCAGAUAAUUCUUCUGCUAUUGCUGCUGAUACGAAGAUCAAGUCUGAAGCACAGUCUGAAGCCCCGGGCGGAGCCAUGAAAAUGGUUGAUAAAAAUGUGACACCUGUGGAUCAAGCAAGCAAUAUUGGCAGUGAACAUAAUAAGGGGACUCGAGCAACCUCUGAGCCAGAGCUAGAUACAGAGAACGAUGUGGACAUUACUAACAAAGAAAAACCAAUAGAUCAAGGUAGCGCUGUUGUUGCGGAGGAGAAAGCCCACACUAAAGCAACCUCUGAACCACAUACAAUCAAAGAUGUAGAGAUGACUACCAGCACUGGAAUCCCCAUAGGUCAAAGCAGCAACAUUGCUAUGGAAGAAAAAAUCGCUGGUGAAGAUAAUGCUGGAACUCAGGCAACCUCUGAGCCACAAUUGAUCAAAGAUGUGGAAAUGACAUCAGUAAUGGAUGAAAAAAGCAACGUUGGUAUUGGAGAAAAGCCCCAAUCUGAAGCGACAUCUGCAGUCAAAGAUGUGGAGAUGACCAUUGUUGCUGGAAUAGAAGCAGAUCACACACAACUAGCAGAUGGAUCAACUGAAAAUGGAGCAGGAGAACCUCACCAUGAAGAGGCAUGCAUAGAUAAGUCUGACUUCAGCGAAUUGUCAGGUCAUCAUAACAACCAUCAAUUAAUUCCAAAUGGGGUGCUACCCGCUACAGAUGAAGCUUUAUGCAGACAGGAGACUGAGGAGGGUGACCUUGUGGGUUGCAGUGCGGCCCUAAGAGAAGACAACUAG